Molecule: messenger RNA, 3211 nt
Organism: Phoenix dactylifera (date palm)
Lineage: Eukaryota; Viridiplantae; Streptophyta; Magnoliopsida; Arecales; Arecaceae
Product: U-box domain-containing protein 4-like
Biological process (GO): protein ubiquitination
Molecular function (GO): ubiquitin-protein transferase activity; protein binding
Source: RefSeq, a predicted model, not a curated record
CCGAGCCAUAUUAGAUAAAUAAGUCUCCGCAGCCUCAAAAAUCUCCGCCGUCGUGGUCUCCUUCCACGCCCAGCGCCUCCGGACCGCCCUCAUCUCCAAGCAAAGCCUCUACGAUGUAGGAUUGGGCCAGGCCCAGCGCAACUCGUUGACAUUGGGGUGGUUCGGGGUUCCGUUUUCCCUUUCUGUGCUUAAAAUAUAAAAGUGAAAAAAAAAAUCCCGAAUGUAGCAAAUGACGAUAGAAUUCCCCUUCUCCCCUCCUUUCCUCGAUCCCGUCGCCGAUUGAAUGCGAAAUCCUCGUACCGAAAAGGAAAUGAAAAAGGCCAAAUCCAACCCUGCGAUAUCGGUGAGCGCUCGAGCGCGGAACGCCGGCGAGCUUGUCGUCGUCGUCGGCGGCGGCGAAGGCGAAGGUAUAAUGGAGAUAUCGUUGCUCAAGACAUUGCUCAAUAGCAUCAGAUGCUUUGAUCUUUUGUCAUCUAGCAACACUAUAAAAUCUGAGCUGGUUCAAAGAUACUGCCCAAAAAUUGAUGAAAUCUUGGAGCUUUUGAAACCUGUGCUUGAUCAAGCUGUUGCUUCUGAGAUAUCAUCAGAUGGGAACCUGAUUCAGUUGUUGAAAGAACUUGAUGGUGUUGUCAAUGAAGCUAGGGAACUUGUUGGGUGCUGGCACCCAACGGCCAGUAAAGUUUAUUUUGUUUUGCAAAUUGAAUCCAUAAUAACAAAUAUCUGGAAAUAUUCCAUUGAAGUAUGCCGACGACUUAAUUCUUUGCUUCCAUUUGUAAAAAUUAAUAAUAUGUCAACAUCUAUCGAGCAUUAUGUACAGAAAAUUCAGCACAUGCAUUAUGAACGGAUAUCUGAUGUCAUUAAAGAGGCCAUAAGAGAUCAGAGGGAGAAAGUUAUUCUUGGGCCUGAGCUUUUAGAUAAAAUUUCGAACUCUCUGAGCUUGUCAUCUAAUCAAGAAUUGCUGAUGGAGGCUGCUGCCCUUGAGAAGCUUAAAGUGAAGGCUGGCCGUGGUGAAAACCAUAUAGAAGUGGAAGAGAUUGAUCAUAUGAUUGCACUUGUCACUAGUAUGCAUGAGUGCCUGCUUAAAAUAAAACAUAUGCACAGCAUUAACGGGGUGCCUAUUCCUGCUAAUUUUUGCUGCCCGCUUUCCCUAGAACUGAUGUCCGACCCGGUGAUUGUGCAUUCUGGCCUGACAUAUGAGCGGGCUUUUAUUAGAAAAUGGCUUGAUCAAGGUUUCAAUGUUUGUCCCAAGACACAUCAAACACUUGGGAACACUAAUUUGAUUCCCAACUACACUGUCAAGUUAUUAAUUGCCAACUGGUGUGAGUCAAAUGACAUCAAGCUUCCAGAUCCCAUGAAAUCCAUGAAGAUGAAUCUCUCUUUGUCUUCUCUUAGCCCCAUAGAUUCAAGUUCUAAUGAUUGCAAUGUUCCUUAUUCUGGUCAUUCUCCAAGGGCUAACCAUCCAAGAUCACCAGAAUCUAACAGGUGUAUGGUGAGUUCACAUAAGGAUUCACAUUUGUCCAAUGGAGACCUCCAGGGAAAUUAUUUGCAUGAGAAGCCUUUGUCUCCACAGCACAGUGCCCCACCUGUGGCAUCAUCUUUGCAAAUUGAAAACAGGUGUGACGCCAAUAUUGCAAGAUUAUCGUUAGUGACGACCGAAGGGAAAGAGUCUAGCUCGGGAGAGAGACAUGGUGAUUCUGGUGGCCAAACUGCCAACCAACCAAAACAGGAUGCUCAAACCCCCAUAGUUGAUGAGCAGUUACAGGGCCAUAACCGAAGUGUCUCUGCCUGCACUUCUGUUUCAGAUAAUGAUUAUCCUCAAGAUACCAGAGAUGCAAAUGUGGUGUCACAAGUUUCCGAUGAUCUUACACAUUACAGCAGUGAUGCCUCAGGAGAAGUUACACGAGAAACUCCAGCUUCCUCUGCUCCUCAGAGAGAACCUGAAUUCCCUACAAGGUUGGGUGAGGCUCAUUUUAGAAGCCAAACCAUUUUUCGAUGGUCAUCCAUCCCUAGGAUCAUAUCAUCUCCAACUAUGGAUUCCAGGCCUGACCUCUCAGGUGUUGAGACUGAAGUUCGUAAGCUGAUUGAGGAUUUGAAAAUUGAUUCAGUUGAUGUGCAGAGAUCUGCUACAGCAGAGCUGCGUCUUCUUGCUAAACGCAAUAUGGAAAAUAGAGUUGUCAUUGCAAACUGUGAAGCUAUAAGCUUGUUAGUUGAUCUGCUUCAUUCGACGGAUCCUAAGACUCAGGAGAAUGCUGUAACUGCACUUCUGAACUUAUCGCUCAAUGACAACAACAAGAUUGCCAUUGCAAAUGCUGGUGCCAUUGAUCCUCUUAUUCAUGUGCUUGAGACAGGGAACACUGAAGCAAGAGAGAACUCAGCUGCAACCUUAUUUAGCCUUUCAGUAAUUGGAGAAAACAAGGUUAUGAUUGGACGAUCGGGCGCAAUCAGACCUCUGGUUGAAUUAUUAGGAAAUGGGACUCCUCGAGGAAAGAAAGAUGCUACAACUGCAUUGUUUAAUCUAUCGACAUUUCAUGAGAACAAGGCUCGUAUAGUGCAGGCUGGGGCCGUGAAUCACUUAGUGGAGCUGAUGGACCCAGCUGCCGGUAUGGUUGAUAAGGCUGUGGCUGUUUUGGCUAACCUAGCUACUAUCCAAGAAGGCAGGACAGCAAUUGGUCAUUCGGAUGGGAUCCUUCCCCUUGUGGAGGUUGUUGAAUUGGGAUCUGCAAGAGGAAAAGAAAAUGCUGCUGCAGCUUUGCUUCAGCUCUGUCAAAAUAGCAAUAGAUUUUGUACUCGAGUUCUUCAACAAGGUGCCGUGCCACCAUUAGUAGCAUUAUCACAGUCAGGGACACCACGAGCUAAAGAAAAGGCACACGCUCUUCUUAGCUAUUUCCGAAAUCAACGUUAUGGCAAUGCAGGGAGGGGAUGAUCCUGGCAUAUAUUUUUCCAAUACACCUUUAUCAGUCAGUUUUGUGUAAUUAUGAGUUGGAACCUAUUUAACUCUCUUAAGCGGGGACAUGGGUGUCAUGAGUUCAGUGUGCAACUUUUUUGAAGUUAUACUGUCAAGUAGAUCAGAUAAUUGUUCUAGGGUUGCUUCUUUGUAAAAAAGACUGAACUGUAAAGUGGUCCAUUUGAAGUCCAUUGAUUCUUUGUUUAUCUUGAUACUAUUGUAUAUGCCUUUUCCCAUACUAGUUGAACUGAUGUACUGGUUCUUUUG